UCCGAGUCAAGCCUGCGCGAUCAGCAGGGAUUUUAGAUCAGAGUGCUCUAUAAUACAAGUUACGAUAGAUGAAAAGCAAGAUACCAUUAGCAAGAAGACUCUCCCUUCACCAGUCGACACCGAUCUUGGGGCACAGCCCACUCGAGCUGAGCGUGCAUUGCCCACAUUUGGGAGCUCUGGAGCUGCAUAUAGUCUGGCACAGAACUCAGCCCUCUAUUCGGGAAAGCAGCCGCGGUUGUGGCACACCUGUCCGAAUCCGACCAGGAGUGCUGCUCGAGGCGGAACGAAUUGUGCAUACCGGGCAUCCUCAGCUUUGUCGUGGUGGUGCCAGCCCAAGCGCUGCGUAAUCCGGUGGACGUGGACAUCCACACCAAUCCCGACGUUUCUGUCUCCUAUGGUAAGAAAUUGAUCGGGUCCAGGCACUCUGGCAGGCGCACAUCUGCCAAGCGGCUUGAAGCGUCAGAAAGCCGACCUUGGGUCCGACUCCGGGAAGCGUCAUGAGUUCCUCGAUUGUCUGAGGUACGUCGCCGUUGAAAUUGUCACGUAUGAGCUCCGCUGCAGCUUUGAUCUGACUGUGUAUGCACAACAUGUCGGUACCGACUCAACAAAAGAAGAACCAUACGCACACCGACUUCUUGGGCCACAUUCC
This is a messenger RNA of Mycena citricolor, 649 nucleotides long. The record is from the annotation of a GenBank genome assembly. Lineage: Eukaryota; Fungi; Basidiomycota; Agaricomycetes; Agaricales; Mycenaceae.